This is a messenger RNA of Radiomyces spectabilis, 2065 nucleotides long. RefSeq lists its product as uncharacterized. The record is from RefSeq and is a predicted model, not a curated record. The transcript is spliced from 2 exons. Bases 99 to 1820 code for a protein of 573 amino acids. NCBI's taxonomy places the organism in Eukaryota, Fungi, Mucoromycota, Mucoromycetes, Mucorales, Radiomycetaceae. Gene Ontology annotation, cellular component: plasma membrane. Gene Ontology annotation, molecular function: oxidoreductase activity.
CUAUUUCAUACUUUAGUCAGCUUGGUUGUUUCCUCUCCCCUCUUCUUUUUUUUUUAUUCUCGUUUCACUUUUUACCUUUUUUCAUUUGAUUUUCGACCAUGGAUAUGGAUAUGGGCUCAAUGGAUUCCGAGGCCACCCCGCCUAACAUGAACGCACCAUAUGCCAACACACUCGCGGGAUUGCUUGCCGGAUUUAUCCUGCUAUUGACGAUCCGUUGUUGGUUCUUGGUAGCAUGGCGACGAAGAAACCCAUCCACAUGGGUCGGCAGUUGCUUCACAAGAUUGGACCCUAUCAUUAGAAGCUAUUGUUCAGCCGAACGGCGUGUCAUUAAUGCUUGCUCGUACACUGUAUGCGCUGGUCGCCAACCACUUCUUCCUCCUUUGGGCGCUUUGCUGAUUGCCAUCAGCCUUAUUUCCGCUGUCCUUCCGCUGCUGCUCGUUCAAACCGACCUCAAAGUGAAUUCCAACCGUGCCGGAUUUUUGGCGCUAUCCAUUGUUCCCUUUUUACUGGCUUCCACAGGGAAGAACUCGGCCGUCAGUCUUUUGACGGGGAUUUCUUCUGUUCGUUUGAACUGGCUUCAUCGUCUCCUUGGCACCGCCCUGAUACUCCUGACAACGGUUCACAUGGCUUGCAUGCUGUAUGCUUGGGGAAAGUUUCCUUCGUUUUUGCAAUCUCAGUUGGAACUGAACAAAGUGCACUACGGCCUUGUCGGUUACGGGUCCUUGUGUGUGGUUGUCCUCGGCAGCAUCUACCCCGUACGCAAGUACGCUCACGAAGUGUUUCUGGGAACACAUUUAUUAGCUUUUGUGUUUCUUGGGGCGAUUGCAAAGCACACUCCCUACGCGCUCCGCUAUUUCUUUGCAGGCCUUUUCUGCUACGUCCUGAAUGCCCUGGCAGGCUGGUUUGUGAAAUCCUAUUUGGCCCGCGCUCGCAUUGAAAUCCUUCCAGAACGUUGUACCCGACUUACAUUGCGGCUUUCGAGUCCCAUGGUCCAUCAUCCCGGACAACACAUUUACGUAUGCUUGCCUAGCAUUUCAAAGAUCGAAUGGCAUCCUUUUACGAUUACCAGUACACAAGUUGAUAAGGAAGGCGCUUGCGAUACCCGUGUCGAGGUCCAUGCGUGCGUACGCGGCAACUUCACGCGAAAGCUGUACAACACAGUCUAUCCCGAUAAAGAAUUGGUCGCUUUUGUGGCUGGUCCCUGCGGCAUUGCUCACGAUCAUUUGAAAUCGGCCACCAUGCUGCGCAAUGAAGCCGUCGCCAUUGUUACGGCCGGAGCCGGCAUCACUUUUGGUAUGCGGCUCAUUCGUGAAUUGGCUGCUGCCUUGUUGACCCCGUCGGAAAACGACACGGCCAUCCAAACGGGGCCGGUAGUCCUUGAGGACAUUUAUUUCCUUUGGUCUGUCCGUCAUGAAGAAGAAUUAGCCUGGUUCAACUUUGAGCUGCGCCAGUUGCUUGCCGAUUUUGACAAGGCCUACCAAAUAAAGUCGUCCAGCAUGCCUCGAUUACACAUUCAAUACUACAUCACCGGCGGCUCUACCACCGACGCCGGCACCCCUAUCGAAAAAUACGACGAUUUGUCUCUGGCGGCUAUUCCCAAAAUGAACGACCGCAGUGAGCCUUCCACCGUGGUGCCUACCGUGUUCCACAAACAGCAUAUCAAUGCCCGUUGUCUCAUUACGGAUCUUUACAAGCCAGAAUCGUCAUUCGGGCUUUACGUUUGCGGGCCUGCUGGGUUUAAUGCAAGUUUCAAGAACGCUGUUGCGGGAACGAAACACAACUCUCAACUCUUGUUGCACUGCGAAGAUUUCGAAAUCUAAGUUUUUUAUUCCCCCCCCCCACCUUCUAAUCCCCCCUCUCCUCGUGCCCUUUUGCUUACCCGCUGCUUGUCUCCUUCGACUUUGCCCUGUAUCAUACAGAUGUAUUUACCUUUUCGAUAAUUUCCCAUAAGCCAUUUCUUGUUUAUUCAUAUCCGUUCCCAGUAGUAACUAUGUAUAUUAUUUAUGGCGCCGCCAUAGCUAUCAAAUGCUGUUAAACAGCCACACAGCAUCAAUAAAACCUUUGU